AUGCUCUUCCAAGCUGUCCUGAUCGCCACCGGCGUCUGGAGCGUCCUGGCUCCAUGCUACGCCCUCGAGGCCGAGACUCGCGCCCCCGGACCUGGCCGGCUGGCCGUCUACUGGGGCUCGGAAUCCGGUAGCACCACCCUCGACGACGUCUGCAGCGAUAGCUCCUAUAACAUCGUCAACCUGGCAUUCCUCAACUACUUCUUCAGCGCCGGCGGCUAUCCCGCCACCUCAAUUGGCGACCUCGGGGGCCCUUCCACUGCGCAACGCGAGGCUGGAGCGACCGGCCUGCAGGACGGCUCAUCGUUGAUCUCUGCGAUGAAGGCGUGUCAGUCUGCUGGCAAGCUUCUCUUUCUCUCCCUCGGCGGAGCCAACAGCUACGCUGAUGUGACGCUCGACAGUGACGCGCAGGGCGAGCAGAUGGCAGACACGCUGUGGAACCUGUUCCUCGGAGGGGACAGUGCACUUCGGCCGUUUGGCGACGUCAAGCUUGAUGGCAUUGAUCUUGACAACGAAUCGAGCGACCACACAGGCUAUCUCGCCAUGAUCCGACGUCUCCGCUCGCACUACAGCUCCGACAGCAGCAAGGCGUACUACCUCUCCGCCGCGCCGCGCUGCUCCUUCCGCGAAGCCUCGCAGUGGCUCGACGUAUACCGCCAGGCGGACCUCGUGUGGGUGCAGUUCUACGGCUGCGGGCAGUCGAGCGUCGCGCAGCGCAGCUUCGCGGAGGCCGUCGCGAACUGGGCCGGGGGCAUCGGCGGAGCGCAGCUCUUCAUCGGGGCGCUGGCCAGCGGCGACGACGACACCGGGGACACGGCGGGCUAUGUGGACGCGAACACGCUGGUCGCGUCUGUCCAGAGCGUCAAGGGGAUGGGGUUGGGGAACUAUGGGGGCGUGAUGCUGUGGGAUGCGCAGCUGGCGGUCGAUAAUGGGAAUUAUCAGAAGCAAAUUGCAGGGAGUGUGUAA
Messenger RNA from Purpureocillium lilacinum, 963 nucleotides. RefSeq lists its product as uncharacterized. Lineage: Eukaryota; Fungi; Ascomycota; Sordariomycetes; Hypocreales; Ophiocordycipitaceae. Gene Ontology annotation, biological process: carbohydrate metabolic process. Gene Ontology annotation, molecular function: chitinase activity. The record is from RefSeq and is a predicted model, not a curated record. Gene Ontology annotation, cellular component: extracellular region.